This is a messenger RNA of Ceutorhynchus assimilis (cabbage seed weevil), 737 nucleotides long. The record is from the annotation of a GenBank genome assembly. NCBI's taxonomy places the organism in Eukaryota, Metazoa, Arthropoda, Insecta, Coleoptera, Curculionidae.
UUUGACUGUUAAGUAAAGAAGUUUUAUCGCUUUAUUGGCCAGUUUGGUUAUGAGUACCUACGGCGCUCCCGUGGAAGAGUUUGAUGAACAAAUCCAUGAAGGACACAUUAGGGUUAGACGUGCUACUUGCGACCUUUUGAGUUUUGAAAUUAAAGGCAUAAAAAUCAACGAUUCGGCUUGCGCGGCUCAUUGUAUUACUCGUGGAAAAAGAGGGGGCUAUUGUAAUGAUUACAAAGUUUGUGUUUGUCGAAAAUAGAGUAAUUUUAUGUUAGUUUUAUUUCAAAUUACUAUGUUUAAGAAUUUAAAAAAAAAGUAAUAAAAGAAUUCGUCAAAAUUAUUUCAUAUAUUUACUUGAUAUUGAGACGGAAUAUUAUCCAAUAGUACGAAACAUUCAAUAACAGAUAAUUCGGUUUCUCUUAUUGUUUUACAGGGCACAGCCAUGUCCUAUCGUGUAAGUAUUCUGGCAAUGUCCAGAGUCAAUACAAGCUCAUAGUAUGAGUUAUUACAAUGACAAAUCACAUUAUUACCAGUGGGAUCUAUGUUUGACAGUUGUGUUAUCGUUACCCGUACUAUUGGAUUAUAUUAUGUUCAGUUCAAUUUGGUAGUCAGUUAUUGUUUCCUUAAAUCAUUACACAGAAAUUUGUUUUUAAAUUAAUAAUAACACUAAGAAGCUCUGCUACUCGAAGCCACGUCUCGCGUCGCAAGUAUAAUUUAAUAAUAUACGAUUUAUCUAAACU